CUCGAAUCUUUCUGGAUUUAAAGCCACUAAAGUGAAACAUUUCCCGGUCAGCACUUUGCAACGAUUGCUGUUUCGUGCUUGCGGCCAUUAGCGCCACCACUUCAGAACAUCACGUCGCAACACAAGUUCAAGUCGAUAUGUGUUUAAACGCGACUUGAAUUGCCUCCAAUAUUUCCUGAAAAUGGGAUGCCUCGCCGGAGAACUCUCGUCCAGACAAACUGCCAAUGCAGCAGGCUUUGCGAAUAUUUGAAUGUAAAACUAAAGGAGGCUGGUGUGAAAUUGGGCCGGACCUUCGAUAUUUACUGCCUCAGCUACCUGAAGUUGUGGCUAAGGUUAUGCCUCAUCACAAUAGCUUCACUCUCUCGGAAUCAACAUGAAGCACGAGAACAGAAAAAGCCUCAAGUCACACUGCAACUCAUCGAAAGACUCAACAGUAUUUCUCUGGUAUUGCUCUAACGGGCUAGAUACGAUCCAGAUUUUAUCUCACGGUCGAGAUCGAGAGAAGACCAACAUACACGUAGCAAUGCUCAAUACACGUAACGGAAACCAGGUCUCUCCCAAUCGGUGGUAUCAGCAAGAUACUCUUCCAUAUUUUCCUGAGGAUUGAACACACGAUCUGAAGCUCGUCCUUCGGACUUCUCUUUACGAUAAUUAGCCCACGGGAAGAUUUUAUGCCAGUCUAAAAUCAGCGUGAGACUGCAGGUCUGGACAGGACUAAGGGUGAGGCUAUCGUAACUUACAGGAUAGGAUGGAGCUUCGCGCGAUUUGUAGAACUGAGGUCCGGCGAUGUUACCAGCACAGUAUGCGAUAAACAUCAUGGCGUUUACCGUUGUCUUCUUUGUGGUUCCAGCAACAUUCGACGAGAUGAGAGAGAGCGCAAGUGGCAUAUUUGCAGCGAAAACGGUGCAGAGGCAGUAACCGCCCAGCCUUGCGCCUUUGUGGCUCGCAGGAAUUGCAUAGACCAUUGCCAUACCAACAAGACUGAUGAGAUUGAGGAAAAACAUUAUGUUAAGUCGGAUGUUCUUGAACUUGGAAGGCAAGUAACAUGCCAAAAGCACAAAGACCAGUUGAGUCGCACCUCCUGGCAUUUGAAGGAGGAGCGCAUCCAAGCCUUUGUAUCCAAAACCUGCAAUCACGAGGGAGCCAAAGGCUGUAAGCCCACCGUUAGGCAGAUUGACUACAAAGGACCAAAAGAAGAUCAGCCAUGCUUGGGGGUCGAUAAGUGCCUGUAGAGUUUGAGAUUUUUGAAACUUGUUGGUCUUGAUGCCUGUGUUGUUUUCGGCCACGCGAAACAGCGCGACAUCCUUCUGACGAGGAGACAGGAACUUGGCUUGUGCAAUUGAGUCGGGCAACACAAAAAUCAUGAGCACACCCCAGGCGACUGUAAUGCCGCCAAAGACCAGAACGAGAAGUCUCCAGGGGGCAAUAUCGGCCCCAGCAGUUCCGAUAGCGUACGCCAACAGACCUCCAAUGAAGUUCGCCAUCGAGUUACCCACGAACCAUAAACCAUGGCGCAAUGGCUGCUCUUUCCUGCGAUAGAACAUGGCCAUGAUAAGGGAGAAUCCUGGUGCAACAGAAGCUUCACUCACCCCGAGUAGGAACCGCGCGACCAUAAGACCGGCAAAAUUUGAGACGGCGGCAUGACACAUGAGGACGGCGCCCCAUAUGAUGACGGAAACGGAAAGGUAUUUUCCAAUCGGGCAGCGAACCAUCAAGUACGAUGCUGGGAAAGACCAGAAGAGAUAGCCGAAAUAGAAUAUUCCAGCAACCCAGGAGAACUCGCUGCCGACGAGUUUCUGUUGCGAAGAUCAGCUGGAAGUGCUCGCGUUUCAAAAAGACUUAGCACUUGCUCACCGUGUCUUCAAGUAGGCCUAGAAGAGUAGAAUAAUUCAAAGUCGACUUGUCGAGAAACUGCAGCAUAUAGCAAAAACCGAGCAGAGGCAUGAGCACUAUGUCAAGUCUUCGUCGCGUCGCAGCAUCUUCUUCGGGGGUAAUAUGGUCGACGACGCCAUGUCCACGCGAGAUUUGGUUGGAAAUAACAGUCCCCGCACACUCAGCAGACUUCUCGUUGAUGUCGGCUACCUUCUCCAUCCUAGCUUCUUCCUUGCUGUUGACUCUCAGUUAUGACGGGGUAGAAGAAAGAAGACUGAUAUAUCAGGCUGCUGGAAAGGAUGACAUCUCACGAGAGCUGGGACGAAGGCCGUACUUAUGCUCUUCGUCGCGGGCAUUCUUAUCGCCUGCGAGGCAAACGUUCUCCGCCCGCCCAACUAAAUGGAUUACUCCGGCAUUUUGGAAUGAUGUUCGAAUAUGGAAUGAGGUUUGAACAUCGGUUCGGAAUAGGGAACCAUUCCCGCCAGCACGAGCGCGCAAAACACCAUGAUUGGUCAAGCUCCACCUCACACUAUCAACCCCCACAUCAUGUCCUAUCACGAGCGCGCUUUUCACCAUCAUUGGCCGUAUGUCCAGAUGCUAGAUUUCGACUUCAAAUCUUUCGACUCUGUUAUAGUAGCAUUUUGAAGCCGAUAAGGGCGUAUUUUAAUCUCACUGGACCAUGAAUAACUGCCGUGAACAUGGUCAGCUUUACCCAUGGGGUGGAAGACGUCAAGCUUUGGCGUGGACAUAAAUGCUCUAUCGAUGUUGCCUCUCAAGCAUUAGACCUUUUCCCCAAAAUAAGUUGAUUCAGAACCAGUCCUGUGUUUCACCCUCUCGAAUGUCUUGCGAUAUCGCUACUUCCGUAGCCGCGAGUGACGCUGUAAUGGCUGUCUCUGAAAAGCCACUGUCUGAUGCACGGCUGCAAGAAGAACUCGAUGUCGCUAUCCAAGCAGUCUACCAAGGCCUUGCCAAAGUGAAUCGGGAGGUAUACGCGCAGGGAAUUGUCGAUACGUGCUCGAUGACGCCCUAACGAUUUGAUAGAUUCACAAUAACCCUGAGACGGCUUGGAACGAACAUCAUGCGCAUGAUACAAUCUGCGAAUUCCUUGAUUCCGCUUCGUUUCAUUCGACACGCCACGCAUACGGGGUAUCCACAGCUUUCGAGUCUCGCACCACUUGUGGGAAUGGCGGCCGCACUGUUAACUUCAAUGCAGAAUAUGAUGCCCUGCCAGGCAUAGGACACGGCUGUGGGCACAACCUCAUAACCAUCGCCAGCCUCGUCGCCUACCUUGGCCUUAGUCGCUUGAUGGCAGUGUACCAGAUCGAUGGUACGCUUCAGUUGCUCGGGACCCCCGCAGAAGAGCUUGGCGGGGGUAAAAUUGCACUUCUCGAAGCGGGUGCGUACAAAGACGCAGACGUCUCGCUAAUGGCCCACCCAUACCCCGUUCCAAACGAUGGCUCAGUUAAAUUCCCAGAUGGAUGCGCUGGACUCCGUUCGAAUGCUCAUAUAGGUUUGUCAGUUGCGUACACCGGAAGAUCUGCCCAUGCCGGUGCAGAGCCAUGGGAGGGCAUCAACUCUCUCGAUGCCUUGGUCUCGGCCUACAACAAUGUCAGCAUGCUCCGCCAGCAGAUGAAACCUGACUGCAGAGUUCACGGGGCCAUAGUUGAAGCUCCAAAGGUGGCAAACGUCAUUCCUGACCGCACGUCAGCUACCUUCUCUGUUCGUGCACCUACCAUCGCUGCCGCUGAAGAGCUCGCGCAAAGAGUGGACGCCUGUCUGAAAGCUGGAGCGGUGGCAACGGGCUGUGAGUGUUCGAUAAAGAAACAUCCGUCGUACGCUGAUCUAAUCCCUAAUCGAACUUUGUGUGAGUCCUACUCGUCACACAUGCGAUCGUUGGGGAGACGUGUAGAAGUCAUGAGCACAGAAGUCCUGGGCGCAAGCACAGAUCAGGGCAAUGUCAGUUAUGCGGUCCCAGCAUUGCACCCCAUGUUUGGGGUCUCUUGUGGACCGGGCAUUAAUAUUCAUAGUCGAGAAUUUGCAGAGGUGGCCGGCACAGGAGAGGCAUUCGAGGCUGCUGUGGUCGUGGGAAAAGCAUUGGCGCUCACAGGAUGGGAUCUUCUGACUCAAGAGGCCACCUCCAUUUGUACCAAGGAGGACUUUAAGAAUGCAUUAUUAGAAUCAUGAGGACAAAUUAUCAGGUCGUUAAUAUGAUGCUAUACAAUACAGAUCCCGG
Molecule: messenger RNA, 4105 nt
Organism: Verruconis gallopava
Lineage: Eukaryota; Fungi; Ascomycota; Dothideomycetes; Venturiales; Sympoventuriaceae
Exons: 2
Coding region: 3178-4056 (292 amino acids)
Molecular function (GO): dipeptidase activity
Source: RefSeq, a predicted model, not a curated record